Cucurbita maxima (winter squash) is the source of this 1757-nucleotide messenger RNA. Its product is annotated as 3-oxoacyl-[acyl-carrier-protein] synthase I, chloroplastic-like. NCBI's taxonomy places the organism in Eukaryota, Viridiplantae, Streptophyta, Magnoliopsida, Cucurbitales, Cucurbitaceae. Gene Ontology annotation, molecular function: 3-oxoacyl-[acyl-carrier-protein] synthase activity. The transcript is spliced from 7 exons. Gene Ontology annotation, biological process: fatty acid biosynthetic process. The record is from RefSeq and is a predicted model, not a curated record. Bases 28 to 1443 code for a protein of 471 amino acids.
AAGUGCAAUUUUCCAGCACCGAGCACCAUGCAGGCCGUUCAUUCCCCCACGCUCAAGCCGUCGCCAUUGGACCCAUUUCGCAGCCGCAACCGCUCCCCCUUCCUCGUUGGCGCUGCUUCAAAAUCCAGGCGACGAGUCUGUGUGGUCGCUGCAUCUGCGGCUUCCACAGUCGGUGCGCCCAAGCGGGAGAAGGACCCCAAGAAGCGUGUGGUGAUUACUGGAAUGGGGCUUGUCUCUGUGUUCGGCAACGACGUGGAUGCUUACUAUGACAGGCUGCUUUGUGGUGAGAGCGGUAUCAGUCUCAUCGAUCGCUUUGAUGCUUCCAAAUUCUCUACACGCUUUGGUGGGCAGAUCCGGGGAUUCUGUUCGGAGGGCUACGUUAACCCCAAGGAUGAUAAGCGGCUUGACGAUUAUUGCCGCUACUGCAUUGUUGCUGGCAAGAGGGCGCUCGAGGAUGCUGGCCUCGGUGGAGAUCACCGCUCUAAGAUGAACAAGGCGCGUGCUGGUGUGGUUGUUGGAACAGGGAUGGGUGGCCUUACAGUUUUAGCCGAUGGUAUUCAGACUUUGUUAGAGAGAGGUCAUAGAAAGAUAACCCCUUUUUUCGUUCCUUAUAGCAUUACAAAUAUGGGGUCUGCCUUACUUGCCAUCGAUAUUGGUUUCAUGGGUCCUAUUUAUUCUAUAUCCACUGCUUGUGCCACCUCUAACUAUUGCUUCUAUACGGCUGCCAAUCACAUCCGUCGAGGACAAGCUGAUCUGAUGCUUGCGGGUGGCUCUGAAGCUGGUAUCAUACCUAUUGGAAUGGGGGGUUUAGCUGCUUGUGGGGCUUUAUCUAAGAGAAAUCAUGAUCCUAAAACUGCUUCCAGGCCAUGGGACAUAGAUCGUGAUGGCUUUGUUGCGGGAGAAGGCGCUGGCGUUCUGGUAAUGGAGAGUUUGGAGCAUGCAAUGAAACGAGGUGCACCAAUUAUUGGCGAAUACUUGGGAGGGGCUAUUAAUUGUGAUGCUUAUCACAUAUCGGAUCCAAGAGCUGAUGGGCUUUGUGUGUCUUCGUGCAUCUUGAGCUGCCUUGAGGAUGCUGGCGUAUCGCCUGAGGAGGUUAACUAUAUUAAUGCACAUGCAACAUCUACCAUUGCUGGUGACUUAACUGAGAUUAAAGCCAUCAAGAAGGUGUUUAAGAACACAUCAGAGCUCAAAAUUAAUGCGACUAAGUCCAUGAUAGGGCACUGCCUUGGUGCUGCUGGAGGUUUGGAAGCCAUCGCCACUUUGAAAGCAAUUCAAAGAGGAUGGUUGCAUCCUUCCAUUAACCAAUUUAACCCAGAUCCUUCAGUUGAUUUAGACACCGUCGCAAACAUAAAGCAACGGCACGAAGUGAAUGUUGCUAUCUCAAAUUCAUUCGGAUUUGGCGGACACAACUCAGUCGUGGCAUUUACCGCAUUCAAACCAUAAGCCCUCUUAAUCUCAAGUUGGACCACUAUAGAUAUUCAUGUGUACUAUCUCAACAUAAACCAAUACUAUGAACCAUAUUUGUAAUGCUAUAAGGAACAAAAAAAAAAAAAAAAAUUAUCUUCCUUUGACCUCUCUCUAACAAAGUUUGAACACCAUUGGAUAAGGCUGUAAGACCACCUAUCCCUCCUCGCACAACCACACCAGCACGGGCUUUGUCCAUCUGUAGUAAAAAUAAUACCAUAGAAGAUACCGGAAAAGGAGAGGUAGAUCUUGUCAUAAUUUAUUACAACUUAUUGCUAGUUUGAACUAAUCAA